GAAAUGAUAACAUAAGAAAUAAUAUUUUUUGGAAAUUAAUAUAAAAGAAAUAUACUGAAGUUUAAAAAAAAAUAAAAAAAAAAAGAGCAACGAAGGAGCUUAAAAUGGAUUGUUUUUUAAAGUUUUACCAAUAAAAUAACUGUGUAAGCUGUAUAAAACCGGCUCUAUCGCUUUCUCAUUAACACCUGUCUUCUCCCUUCUUCAAAAUAAAGCUUCUCUCUGCAAGAAUUUCAAAAGCUCAGUGCUACUACUCCUAUUCUUUAAUCACACUACCACUACACGCGUCCAACAAGAGAAAUUUUCUUUCACAUUUUCCCACGUCCCAAACACCAUCACAGAACAAGCCUUUGACCGAAGAAAGGAAAAAGAGAAAAAGGAGCACUAUGACCGUUAAUUCCAGUGACCCGAAAGAGGUUGUCCUGAAGAUAGACGGUGAAGCUAUGGAGGCAGCUAAUGGGAAGAUAUGGAGGGAAUCUAGCAUUGAUUUUUGGAACGAUAAAGAGAAAGAGAAAGAUAAGAAAGUAGUAAACAAUGAGAGUAAAGAUAACGAUGAUACGUUUGAUUUUAAUGCUAGUGCAGGUGCAUCAUCUUCAGUGGAAGAAGAUCCACCAUCAAAACUAAUUGGUCAAUUUUUACACAAACAACAAGCUUCUGGUGAGUUUUGUUUGGACAUGGACAUGGAGAUGGCUGAGCUCCAGAACAACGUUUACAAGAACUUGGGUCCGAUUUCGGAGUCUCCCUCGACGGUUAACCGGGUCUCUUUCGACCCACAUGGGUCUAACAAUGAGGCAGUGAGGAGGAGAUAUCAGCAUAAAGAUUCUCCUAGCAAGAAGAGCACUGAUAGCACUGCUGAUGGAGAGAUUCUGAAGUGUAGCUCGAGAAACGACGUGACGUUUUCUAACAGUUCGUCUUUUAAGCAGCAUAAGUCGAGUUUAUUGAAGGAGAGGCCUAAGUCUAGAUUGAUGGACCCACCACCACCGCAGCAGCAUCCGGGAAAAUCGGGAAGAGUUUUGGGAAGAUCAGGGCAAUUAAGGUCCGGAUUUGUAGGAAAAGGAAGUGUUAUUGAUGACGAAGAGGAUGAUCCUUUGUUGGAAGAGGAUUUGCCUGAAGAAUUUAAGAAAGAUAAACUUGAUAUCUGGGUUCUCCUUCAAUGGGUAAGUUUGAUCUUAAUUAUUGCUGCUUUAGUAUGUAGUCUUGUUAGUUCUUAUUUCAGGAAUAAAAGUUUGUGGAGACUUAGUUUGUGGAAAUGGGAAGUUUUUGUUUUGGUUUUGAUUUGUGGGAGGUUAGUCUCUGGUUGGGUUAUAAGGAUUAUUGUGUUUUUUAUUGAGAGGAAUUUUCUUUUGCGGAAACGGGUUCUGUAUUUUGUUUAUGGGAUUAAGAAAGCUGUGCAGAAUUGCUUGUGGUUGGGGCUUGUUUUGAUUGCUUGGCAUUUUUUGUUUGACAAGAAAGUUGAAAGGGAAACCAAGAGUAAAACGCUUAGGUAUGUGACUAAAGUCUUAAUGUGUUUACUGUUGGGUACAUUAUUGUGGCUUGUCAAGACUCUUGUGGUUAAGGUGCUUGCAUCUUCUUUUCAUGUGAGUACCUACUUUGAUCGGAUUCAGGAGUCCUUGUUUAAUCAAUAUGUGAUUGAAACACUCUCUGGUCCUCCAUUAAUUGAGAUCAAAAGAAAUGAGGAAGAGGAAGAGAGAAUUGCAGCUGAGGUACUCAAGUUACAGAAUGCGGGUGCUACAGUGCCUCCUGGCCUUAAACCAAAUACCUGCACGUCACCACAGGGUACAAAGGUAAUCGGGAGUGGCAGGAUACAGAAAAGCCCUCGAAUUGGUACCCCCAGAAUUUCACGUGCUUUUUCCAAGAAAGCCAAUGAAGAAGAUGAUGGGAUAACAAUUGAUCAUUUACACAAAUUGAAUCCUAAGAAUGUUUCUGCUUGGAAUAUGAAGAGGCUGAUGAACAUAAUACGUUAUGGUGCUCUGUCUACGCUGGAUGAGCAGAUACAAGAUUCUGCUCAUGAUGAAGAUGAGUCUGCUACCAAAAUUAAGAGCGAGUUUGAAGCAAAAGCUGCAGCAAGAAAAAUAUUUCAGAAUGUGGCUAAACCAGGGUCUCGAUAUAUCUACCUUGAGGAUAUCAUGCGUUUUAUGCAAGAAGAUGAGGCAUUGAAGGCCAUGACUCUUUUUGAAGGAGCAUCAGAAAGCAAGAAAAUUAGCAAGUCAUGUUUGAAAAACUGGGUGGUUAAUGCAUUUAGAGAACGAAGAGCACUUGCUUUGACACUAAACGACACAAAAACGGCUGUCAACAAACUGCAUCGCAUGGUGAACAUUUUGAUUGGGAUCCUUAUAGCUGUAAUUUGGCUUCUCAUACUAGGAAUUGCUACAAGCAAAUUUCUAGUCUUUCUAAGCUCCCAACUCCUCCUCGUAGCUUUCAUAUUUGGAAACACCUGCAAAACUGUAUUUGAAGCUAUUAUCUUCUUAUUUGUAAUUCACCCUUUUGAUGUGGGUGAUCGUUGCGAAAUUGAUGGAGUUCAGAUGGUGGUAGAAGAGAUGAACAUUUUAACUACUGUUUUCCUAAGAUACGAUAACCAGAAGAUUAUAAUUGCAAACAGCAUUCUUGCUACCAAAGCCAUUGGUAACUACUACCGCAGUCCAGACAUGGGAGAUGCAGUCGAGUUCCUUAUCCACAUAGCUACUCCAGCUGAAAAGAUUGCAGUCAUCAAACAACGAAUAAAUAGUUAUAUCGAGAACAAAAAGGAUCACUGGUAUCCUUCACCCAUGAUCAUAUUUAAGGAUGCAGAAGACCUGAACAGGGUGCGCAUAGCAAUAUGGCUGACCCAUAAGAUGAACCACCAAGACAUGGGGGAGAGGUGGUCAAGGAGAGCCCUCUUACUUGAAGAGAUGGUCAAAAUCUUCAGGGAGCUUGACAUUCAAUAUCGCCUGCUUCCUCUUGACAUCAAUGUCCGUGCAUUGCCCCCCGUGUCAUCCGAUCGGGUUCCCCCUAGUUGGAUGAGUUGAGUGAGUAAAUAAAGUAGAAUCAGUUGAUUCUUUUAGUGCAAUAGAGCUCCUUUUUUGUGACAAAAUAGCAUUUAGGAUAAAUCUAAUAAUCUAUGCAAGUAUAGUAUUAAACUUCUAAUGAAUGAGAAUAUCUCUACUGUAAUAUCAUUUUGUUAAUCCAUUUGCUUAACAUUCUUGUUAGAAGAAAGAAAACUUUGCGGAAACUAAGCUGCAACCUGAUCAUGUUCACUGAUUAGUUUGCCAUAAAGUGCAUUGUUGUGUUUUGGCUGCCAUGUAAUUUGCUAGUCCUUUUGGAGCCGGAGGUCUCAGUUUUUGAGAUUUUCUUUUCA
Ricinus communis (castor bean) is the source of this 3331-nucleotide messenger RNA. RefSeq names its product mechanosensitive ion channel protein 6. Gene Ontology annotation, cellular component: plasma membrane. The transcript has 5 exons. NCBI's taxonomy places the organism in Eukaryota, Viridiplantae, Streptophyta, Magnoliopsida, Malpighiales, Euphorbiaceae. The record is from RefSeq and is a predicted model, not a curated record. Gene Ontology annotation, biological process: transmembrane transport; monoatomic anion transport. Gene Ontology annotation, molecular function: mechanosensitive monoatomic ion channel activity. Bases 384 to 3002 code for a protein of 872 amino acids.